Molecule: messenger RNA, 1274 nt
Organism: Amblyraja radiata (thorny skate)
Lineage: Eukaryota; Metazoa; Chordata; Chondrichthyes; Rajiformes; Rajidae
Product: lysophosphatidic acid receptor 2
Exons: 3
Coding region: 161-1204 (347 amino acids)
Biological process (GO): G protein-coupled receptor signaling pathway
Cellular component (GO): membrane
Molecular function (GO): lysophosphatidic acid receptor activity
Source: RefSeq, a predicted model, not a curated record
CGAGAUGGGGCCGAAGGUGGUGAGGAUUCCAUUGAUGGCACUGCUUUCUGAGCUGCCCUUCACCUCUACAGCCAGAUGUUAAACAGCUGUCGUUUUCGAAAGGAAUCGUGACGUUUUCCCCCAGUGAGGUGGCCAGUGAGCACAGCUGAGGGGCGGAGAGAUGGGGCACUGCUACGACAACGAGACCAUCCCCUUCUUCUACAACUACGUGGGCAAGGAUCUGAGCCAUUAUUGGCAGACGAAGGACGUGCUGGUGGUCACCCUGGGGCUGUUGGUGUGUGUCAUUGUCAUCCUGGCCAACUCGCUGGUCAUUGUAGCCAUCGUCCUGAACCGCCGAUUCCACCAGCCUAUCUUCUACCUUCUGGCCAACUUGGCGGCCACCGAUCUCUUCUCGGGGCUGGCCUACACCUACCUGAUGUUCCACACAGGGCCCCGCACCACCCAGCUGACCGUCCACACCUGGUUCCUCCGACAGGGCCUCAUUGACACCAGCCUGACCGCCUCGGUGGCCAACCUGCUGGCGGUGGCCGUGGAGCGACACCAGACCGUCUUCCAGAUGCAGCUACACAGCAACAUGAGCAACCAGCGGGUAACGUUCCUCAUCGUCUGCAUCUGGGUCACGGCCAUCCUCAUGGGCCUCAUCCCCCAGAUGGGCUGGAACUGCGUGUGCGACCUGGCCACUUGCUCCCGCAUGGCCCCUCUCUACAGCCGUAGCUACCUGGUCUUCUGGGCCAUCUCCAACCUGCUCAUCUUCUGCGUCAUGUUGCUGGUCUACCUGCGCAUCUUCUACUAUGUCCAGCACCAGGUGCAGAGGAUGUCCCAACACACGCUCCACUCCAGGCACAAGGAGACCAUGAUGAACCUCAUGAAGACAGUCGUCAUCAUUCUGAGUGCGUUUGUGGUGUGCUGGACGCCGGGGCUGGUGGUCUUGCUGCUAGACGGGGUGGGCUGCUCGAGCUGUGAGGUGCUGGCGCUGGAGAAGUUCUUCCUGCUGCUGGCCGAGCUGAACUCGCUGUCCAACCCCCUCAUCUACUCCUUCCGCGACAACGAGAUGCGCCACACCUUCAAGCAGGUGCUGUGCCUGCCCUGGCGUCCCCGCUCAUCCUUCACCACCGGCACCAACCGUGCCCACGUCCUCAUGACCGAGGUGCCCCCCGCGCCCCCCGCACCUGACUCCUCACAGGGGGGCAACUCCUCACCGUAACCCUCGUACUCCCUCCCCCUCAUCCCCCUCAUCCCCCUCAUCUCCCCCUCCCCACCUCAUCCCCCUCAUC